Cynara cardunculus var. scolymus (artichoke) is the source of this 891-nucleotide messenger RNA. RefSeq lists its product as uncharacterized. The transcript has 2 exons. Lineage: Eukaryota; Viridiplantae; Streptophyta; Magnoliopsida; Asterales; Asteraceae. The record is from RefSeq and is a predicted model, not a curated record. The coding region runs from base 28 to 879 and encodes 283 amino acids. Gene Ontology annotation, biological process: defense response to other organism.
CAUUUUACCACACAAUAUGAAAACAACAUGCGCCAAUUCGCGAUGUAUCAUGUUCAAGAAAAACAAGAAAUUGUAAGAACGGUGUGGUUCAUUGUGAAAUCAAGAAGAGAUAACAUGGUCUAUGUUGUAUGCAUGAUGUGCAUCGUCGUCAUUGUGAUCGUCGUUCUUGCGUGUCUCUACACAGAACCAAACCCCCCAAAGCUCUCAAUCGAAGAAUUCUCAGUUCCGGCGUUUAACAAAACUUCCGAUCAAAUCUCCGGCGACAUUUACAUCGACCUUAAACUCAGAAACAUGAACAAAGCCGCCGGACUUUACUAUGAUGACCCUUUCACCCUUGCUUUCUCUUACUAUCCAAUUGACGAACCCUACCAGAAAUACGUAUGGGAAUACACCGUGCCACCUUUUUAUCAAGGUAAUGGCAAGAGUAAACAUAUCAUAACCCUCAUCGGAAACCAUCUCCGGCCGCCAUCUAUGGUGGUCGAGGAACAAGAAGAUACCCAAGAGGUGGUGGAGACUGACGGCAAGAGUUAUGAACAUGUCCGAAGUCUUCUUAGGAACCAACUGCAACUGCCGUCUUCUAUGGUGGUCUACGGAGAAGAUGACGGUAAGAGUUUGACGGAGACUCGUCGAGAGUUGAAUUCUACUCCGGCGGAGGUGGUGAGUUUUAGGGUUGAUUUGAUGUUCAGCUAUAGGUUCAAGUUGUUGGCUGACCAUAAUACGCAUGUUUUGGAGAUGGGUGCCGACGUGAUUGUGGAUGCCAACUCCGGCGAGAGGGUUUCGAAAGGAAGCAUUCAGUUAGUGGUGUCCGCCGCUGCAGCCACCGGAGGACCGGUCUUGGCGGUUGUUUUAUUUACUUCAUUUCUUUUCGUGUCCAUUUGAAUGUAUUGUUUU